UCCUCGCUCCGACGCCGCCUCCGCACCAUCUCUUCGUCGGACCACCUGUACCUUCGUCUGCCCUCCGGCCUGAUCAAGUACGUAGCGCUCAAAGCUUUGAGGGGGAGCAACGUCGCUUCACUGGGCAAGUUUGGCAGUUUUGAUCUCGAGGAUCUAGAGGGUGUGCCCUAUGGCUGGACUUGGGAGAUUGGACCGCCAAAGGAGAGCAAUGAGAGCGAGACAGAGAGCAAAGGCGAUGAGGGAACGGCUGCCAAGACCAAUGCGACAAACGAGGACAUCUACGAUGACCCCUCACGCCCAUCCGACCCGGAAGCUGGCUCACGCCAUCUGACCAUGCUAGACAUCCAAGCACUGAAAUCCUCCGGGCUCGAGGGUCAGGCCCUCAUCGACAAUCUGACAAAAGCCAGCUCAAGCUUCGAGAAACGAACCGUCUUCUCUCAAGACAAGUUCGUGAGGCGCAAAGAAGCGAAACAUUUGCGCCUCUUCACGCCGAUCCCGCCUACCUUGGCUACCUUGGUCGAGUACAACUUUGGCACUCUUGCCUCUGGCGGCGCGACUGGUCAGCCGGACAAGGUCAGGGGGAUGAGGCUAGACACGGUCAGUCAGAUGUUGAGCUCAGCCAAUGUAGGCGCGGGAGGGAGAUACCUCGUAGUAGAUGGGACGAGCGGUGGGCUCCUCAUCGCCGCCUGCCUAGAGCGCAUGGGCGGGCGUGGCAGACUCAUCGCGGUGCACGACUACGAGGUCGCUCCGGAAUGGGAGAUGGUCAAGGCCAUGAAUCUCCCUCCCUCUAGCUACGCACCUGAAGUGCUCACUGGGGUGAACUGGGCUCAACUUGACCCUUCGGGGGAUGGGGAGGACGAAGAGUUCCCUGAGGUGCCGGAGCACCUAAGCUUGAGCGAGUACUCGAAGAGUAGCCCGGAGAAUGUGAAACUUCACCGCUUGAGGGAUAGGGAAAGGUCAAAGGCCCUCAAGAAAUAUGCGGCCGUAAGUGCUCUUCGCUCGUUGCGCGACGAAAUUCUACAGAGACCAGGAUCGUUCGAUGGGCUACUCGUCUCCUCCCCUCAUGACGCAUACUCUGUGCUCAGUACCCUUCUCCCCCUCCUGAAAGGGUCGGGAAGCUUUGUCCUGCAUAGUCCCUACAUGCAGCCAUUGGUUGAAACGCACGCCGCCUUGAGGGGUAGGGAGGAUGUGGUCAACGUCGGACUGAGUGAGCCGUGGAUCCGACGCUGGCAGGUUUUGCCGGGGAGGACGCACCCGGAGAUGAUGACUAGCAGUACGGGAGGGUACCUGUUGAGUGGCGUGAGGGUG
Messenger RNA from Jaminaea rosea, 1308 nucleotides. Its product is annotated as Gcd10p-domain-containing protein. NCBI's taxonomy places the organism in Eukaryota, Fungi, Basidiomycota, Exobasidiomycetes, Microstromatales. The annotation marks the transcript as partial. Gene Ontology annotation, biological process: tRNA methylation. The record is from RefSeq and is a predicted model, not a curated record. The transcript has 3 exons. Gene Ontology annotation, cellular component: nucleus; tRNA (m1A) methyltransferase complex.